AUGGAAACACUCUCACCAUGGGAACUGGACAAGGAGAACAUCAGUUUGGAACACAUGAUCGGUGAGGGAGAGUUCGGCCAUGUUGUGAGAGGAAGACUGCGUGUGCCAGAAGGCUACGAGAUUUUGGUCGCUGCCAAAUGUAUCCGACCAGACAGAAUGACACCGACGGCUGCCCGUGACUUUCGCCGCGAAAUGGACAUCCUCGCCAGGAUACACGAAAACAAAGAGGGACACCCGAAUGUGGUUAAGUUUUAUGGAGUCAUGACGAAAUCGGAUCCCCAGUACAUUGUGGUGGAGUACGCAAGCAAUGAAGAACUGCGACGGUACCUGUGGGCUUUGAGAGAGCAGUAUAAGACCACGGGCAAUAGAAAACUGUUAGAACGGCUUAAUUUUGCUGCUGAUGUGGCCAGUGGGUUAUCAGAGCUGGCACGUCUGAAGAUCGUGCACAGGGACAUCGCAGCUCGCAAUGUCGUCAUCAGCGACAGGAAGGUGGCCAAGAUCGCGGAUUUCGGGCUGUCGCGUGACGUUUACGUGUCGUCGGCGUACAAACGCACCAACCAGGGCGGGGAGGAGGAGCUGUUGCCGCUGAAGUGGAUGGCCCUGGAGUCGUUACGGGACGGGGUAUACACGUGCGAGAGUGACGUGUGGUCGUACGGCGUGCUGCUGUGGGAGAUCGCCAGCUUUGGGGAGGAGCCGCGCUAUGCUGGCGGCCCGAUGCAUCCGGACGUGUGUACACUGUUGGAGCUGCUGAGGAAAGGAGUCCGUCUGCAGCAGCCGGAGAACUGUCCGAUGUCGGUGUACCGCAUCAUCAGGUCCUGCUGGAUAGUCGACCCAUCCAAGCGACCGACUCCUGAAGAACUGUGGCGUAAAAUAGACCAGCUGAGGCCUCGGAGGGAUGCUGCUCACCUCGUUAAUCAUAACAUUUAA
This is a messenger RNA of Branchiostoma floridae (Florida lancelet), 927 nucleotides long. Its product is annotated as tyrosine-protein kinase receptor Tie-1-like. Bases 1 to 927 code for a protein of 308 amino acids. Gene Ontology annotation, molecular function: transmembrane receptor protein tyrosine kinase activity; ATP binding. Gene Ontology annotation, biological process: cell surface receptor protein tyrosine kinase signaling pathway; multicellular organism development; protein phosphorylation. Lineage: Eukaryota; Metazoa; Chordata; Leptocardii; Amphioxiformes; Branchiostomatidae. The transcript has a single exon. The record is from RefSeq and is a predicted model, not a curated record. Gene Ontology annotation, cellular component: signaling receptor complex.